CAGCUAGCAUUUUUCCAUUUUCUGGAUGACAUAAAGCUGAUGACAUAUUAGCAGAUUCGAAACAAAUUUACUGUCAUGACGGAUUUUUUAUUGUAUGAUUUUUAUGAUUCAGAGUCAAAAUUUGAGUUUGUAUAUCACAUCUAGUAUAUUUCACUGUAUAUUAAUGCCUUGAUUUUCAAAUUAGAUGAAAUGUCUAAUUUGAUUGAUCAUGAUCAUAUUCACAUUAGUGUUUUUUUUUUUUUUUCUUUUGUCUGAUGAACCCUGCUCUAUGUUAUUUCAUUAAUAGUAGUGUAAUAGGGUAUGCCAUUAAUUUCCGUAGCACUGGAAUGAUGAUAUUUUUAUUUAUAUUUUUGUUAGAGCUGAGUUUAAAAUUUGUAAUGGGGGUGAGUUUUGUUUUUAGUUUGUUUAUUUGUUUGAGUACGAAAUUAUAAUGAUUGAGUGUGUUUGUAUGUGAUGUGGGGUGAGUAUAUGCAAUUGUUACACUUUUAGAUCCCUUGUAAUUUUUGUACUUUGAGUAGAUAGAAAAGGUUUUGUAAUUCGAACAUAAAUGAAAGAGAUAAAAUAUGUCACUAACAUAAAUUUCCUUGGCUUGGCUCUCUAAUAGGUUCACAAUCUUUGAAGAAUAUUGAUAUAAAUGUAUACUUCGGUGGACCCGUUCACAAUCCUGAAGGGAUUGACGGAUUCCCAUUUAGAGGGGAGGGUAUCGAAUGCUACUACAUGAUGUUACGUCGUAAGUUGAAGACGUUGAAUGAUUUGAAGAGGAAAAUAAUGGACGAAUUGAAAUUGAAUCCUGCUUGGUAUGACAUCAAGAUUAUUUAUCGUUGCCCACAAGAAGUCCUUCAUGAACGGAUAAAUUAUGGGUAUAUGGCGAUCAAAGAAGAUAAACAUGUAAAGAUGAUGUUUAAUAGGAUCCAGAAAAUGCCCCAAGUAAAUGCUGCUGAGUUGUAUGUAAGUUUGGAGGCGCCUGCAGAUAACACUACUGAGGUGGUGCAAGAAACAACUACGGCUUUACAAUUUACAGCCCUAGAUGAUGGAUGCACUACAAUGGGAGGGUAUACGAUGGGAGGGUAUACUACACAAGAAACAACGAUGGGAGGUUAUACGCUCCCAUCUCAAGAUCAUGUUGCUAAUACUAGUGAAACCCUCUAUCGUGAAGAGACACAUUUAGAGGAGGAAGACGAAGACGAAGAUCAUGUUGCGAAUGAUGGUGAAAAUGUUGAGGUUGUGGAUGAGUACGAAGAGAGGAUUGAGCAAGGCGACUUUGAGAACGAUGUGGAUGAACAUGAAGUCGUUCCCAAUUUUGAAGAGGAAAAUAUGGAGGACCAUGAUGAAGGUGAUGCAAAUGAUGAUAUUGGUGUCCAGUAUAAUAGAAAUACGACCACUGGCUACAGACCUCCUGCUGAGUCAUUCUACUCAAAUACUUGGGAAGAUAUGGUUGAUCCUUCACGUCUUCAAAUACCAUUUGUCUCUACUUGGGAAGAUGGGAUGCAUUUUUCUAAAGGGUUGACUUUUGCAAAUAAAGAUGCGGUGAAGCAUGCAUUGAUAAUAUACGCAGCAAAGGAUAAUAGAAAUUUUAUAAUCCGGAGGUCGACCAAAUCGAAAUUGUGCGCCGCAUGUGUUGAUGACAACUGCAUGUGGUAUGUUGGGGCAUACAUGAAGACUAAAUUCAAUGGUAUGUGGAUGGUUACGUCUUAUGUGGGUCCACACACUUGUAUACCCUUUGGCCUAAAAAGAGAUGGUAGAAUGAUGGAUUCGCAUUUUGUUGCAUCAGAAAUUGUGGGAAAAUUGCAAAAAAAUCACACUACACGUAUUGAUGACCUAUGGGAGAUCAUACGUACUAAGUAUAAUCAUGAGCUUUCUUACUAUAAAGUAUGGGACGCAAAACAAAAGGCAAUUGCUAAGAUAUUUGGGGAUUGGGAGGAGUCUUACCAAAAGUUGCGAAAGUUGUUGUUGGCAUACUUGGAUGAGGACUCAGGUACCCAGUACAGCUAUCACACCAUACCUAGGCCACACGAAGGUACUGCGUUACUACGCUAUGUAUAUUGGGCAUUCGCUCCAUGCAUUGCUGCAUUCCAAUAUUGCAGGCCAGUGAUUAGUAUUGACGGGACUCAUCUGUAUGGUAAAUACAAAGGGGUAUUGAUGAUUGCAAUGGCAACCGAUGCUAACCAAAAGGUUUUGCCUCUCGCCUUCGCUGUUGUGGACAAGGAGUCAGGGGCUAGUUGGGGAUGGUUUUUAGAGUGUCUCAGGAUUUCCAUAGAGCAUGUCAUACCUAACGAUGGCAUUUGUAUUAUUUCUGACCGACAUAAAGGUAUUAAAUGUGCCAUUCGAGAGUGGCCUAGACGUGAGGACGGAAGAGAACAGGUAUAUCAUCGAUAUUGCCUUCGACAUGUUGCUAGCAACUUCAACAGACACUUUGAUAACCCGAUUCUAAAGGCAUUGGCCUUGAAAGCUGGAUAUGCGAGUAAUGAAGCUAAAUUUAAGUCCAUAAUGGAAACCAUUAAGGAGGCCGAGAUUAAUUUACUGAGGGGUGUAGACCCUACUGAUACGCGGAUUGAACGUUAUAUGCCGUACACAUAUCUAGUGAGUGAGGAUGUGGAGAAAUGGACCCAGUCACAUGAUGGUGGAAGACGUUACGGGGCAAUGACAACCAAUAUCUCCGAGUGCUUUAAUGGGGUACUUAAAGGUGCCCGCGGUUUGCCCAUUGCUGCAAUGGUUCAUUUCACUUGGUGCAAACUUGUUGCAUAUUUCCACGAUCGACAUAAACAAAUUACUUCUGAUCUCUCUCGAGGUAAGCUGUGGAGUGAUUAUGCAAUGGAGAUCUAUAGCAGAAAUGAGCAGAAAAUUGCAGGACACACUGUGAGGAAUUUUAAUCAUGCAGAGGGUGUAUAUCAGGUGGUUACCCCAUACAAUGACCAUAGAGGUGGAGGGGGAAACCACAGUCAUCAAGUGCGCAUAUUUGCUAGAACAUGUGGUUGCAGAAAGUGGCAAAACCUGAAGAUCCCUUGUUCACAUGCAAUUAAAGUUCUUCAAGAUCUGCAUCUCAAUGCGACCAACUAUAUUGACCCAUGUUACAGUUUGAACAACGCCAUUCUCACAUAUUCACAUAAUUUUGUGGUACCAAAGUCAGAGUCUGAGUGGAGGGACGUUUCCGGACCACGAUGGGUGCCUGACCCACUGCUGUUGCGGGGCACAGGUCGUCCUGUGAAGUCAAGAAUAAGGAAUGAAAUGGAUGGGGUACGGCGAGAACAGGGAAGCCGGAGGGAAGAUCCGGACUUGAGGGAGACUCAACCGAGGCAACGAUGCGGAGUGUGUCAUCAAGAGGGGCAUAACCGUAGAAGUUGUCCCAAUUCCCGUGGGGCAUCGACAAGUGGUACUGCUAUAAACUAGGCAAGCGGAAACUCGAUUUUGCUAAGUGACAUUGUACGUGGGACUUGUGGUUAUCUUCUGUAUGGACAAGUGCUAGGUGACUAUGUAGAGUCUGUUGUAUCAGUAUGGAGAAGUGCUUGGUGACUAUGUAAAGUAUGUUGUAUCAGUAUGGUUUAGUAUGGACAAGUGGUAGGCAAAUAUGGGGACUAUGUUGUAUUUAUUAGUUGUUAUUUUGGUAAUUGUUGAAUGUUGUUGUAAUUGAACUAUUUGCUGUCUAUUGUACUUGUUACUAUAGUUGCGUUGUGCAGCUUUUGCCUCUAAUGCCAGCAAUUAUAUUACGGCUGGCAUUAGUAGCUACUACUUUAAAGCACAUUCAACCA
This is a messenger RNA of Quercus robur (English oak), 3746 nucleotides long. RefSeq lists its product as uncharacterized. Bases 718 to 3387 code for a protein of 889 amino acids. Gene Ontology annotation, molecular function: zinc ion binding. The record is from RefSeq and is a predicted model, not a curated record. The transcript is spliced from 2 exons. NCBI's taxonomy places the organism in Eukaryota, Viridiplantae, Streptophyta, Magnoliopsida, Fagales, Fagaceae.